Molecule: messenger RNA, 840 nt
Organism: Linum tenue
Lineage: Eukaryota; Viridiplantae; Streptophyta; Magnoliopsida; Malpighiales; Linaceae
Source: the annotation of a GenBank genome assembly
AAGAAAAAAAAACGCACACACUUCAGCAAUUAUGAUGGGCAGGGAGGAAUUCAGCUGGUGUCCGAAUUCACCAGACCAAUACCCUUCAUCGAGCUCAACAACAACAUCCACCACCAGGAAGAAGAAGAUGAAGAACAAGAACAAGGACAAGAACAAGAACAGAAAGAGGUUCAGCGACGAGCAGAUCAAGUCACUGGAGUCCAUCUUCCAGUCGGAAUCCCGACUGGAGCCCCGAAGGAAGGUCCAGGUCGCUAAGGAACUUGGGCUGCAGCCUCGCCAGGUGGCCAUAUGGUUCCAGAACAAGCGGGCUCGACGCAAGUCCAAGCAGCUCGAGCGAGACUACAACAUCCUCGGGGCUAGCUACACCGCCCUGGCUUCCCGUUUUGAGUCCCUCAAGAAAGAGAAACAAGCCCUGGCUUUAAAGGUAUUGCAGACGCUGAAGGCAGAGGAAUGUGAAGGAGUACCAGCUGCUGCUGCUGCUGCUACUAAUAGCAGUGAAACAAUCAAGACCAAACCCAAAUCGAGGCCGAGGAUUUUGAUUCAGGGUUCAGGAGAAGGACUAGGAUUCAUGUCGGAUGAGUAUCUGGGGAUGGAAGAGGCAGAUGAGGAAGCUGCAAAACUUAUGAGUGACAUGGUGGAAGAUGGUGGCUGUGAUGGAUCACAGGAAGACUGGGGGUGUUUGGAUUCAGAUGGAGUGUUGUUUGAUCAACCAAGCAGCGAUUGUCAAUGGUGGGACUUUUGGGCUUGAUCGAUCGAUUGAACUUCAGGGUUCUUAAUUUUGAUUUUGUGCGCUCUUAAUUAGCUUGGAGUUGUUGGAAUCAGAUUAUUAUGUGUAUAUAA